UAUUGUCUUUUGUUUCUCCUAGCUGCCAAGUUCCAACACAACGUUUCGCCGUUGUGCGCCUUCCGCAAAUAUAACAUGCAAGACAUUUAUAACAUGCGCAAACGUUGGAAUUUCAACCUGACGGGAAUCUUGUACCCUUGCACAACUGUGUAGUAUCAGUCAUGUUCGUAACACUCUGCAUACUUUAUCACGCGCUCGCCUACUCCCUUGGUCAUCUAUGGACUUUGCUCUCUCCUUUGAGGUCAAUUUUGAGCUGUGCCGUCGAUGCUACAACGUACCACCCAACGACGCGGCGAAACGUCAUCGUUGACAUCAUCAUGACCAUCUGCACGCUUCUUGUUUGGUCAACCCUCAUAGGAUGUAUGCUACUACGCAAAGAAGACCCUGCAAAACGCGCACCACCACCUCAUGUUUCCUUGAACCAAGCAAAUGAGAGCAUGGUGAAUGCACUAAAAGCAGUGCAAAAGGCGAGGGAUGAUUUCAAAGAGAUGGAAGACACCUCGGGCACCACAAUAGAGGCGUUGUGGCGCUUAAGGCAAGCCGGGAAGGACAUGCGCGAAAUCCAUCAGGCACUCGUGGAGAUGUCGGACAUAUUCGACCAGCAAGCAGAACGACAGUUGUCCCGCACUUUCCCCAUUAAUUCAGGUGGAGCGAGAUAGAAGUGUUAUCCGACCACUCGCAUUUUAUCAGCACUGACGGGUUCCCGUGUCAAGCAGAUGAGGUUUUGAGUUCUGGGUGGGCGGUUCCUCGUAUGUAUACGACAUCGAUCGUUGUUUGAAAGUGUAGUUUCUAGUUUUGACACAAGCGUGUGUGUAGCACACGCUUGUUUCAACUCAAUGAUUUGGCAUUACAGUGUGUCUCAAACUAGAUGCCCAUGUGAAUCGACACGAUGCUUCCGGGAUCGCAACACCUUCACCAAAUCUAUGGCCCAACGUUGUCCAAUGCUCUCGCAUAUUAUAGAACGAACAAAGGUCUUCUUCCAUCUACAGUUUGCCUAGCCCGGUCACCGGCCUUGCAGCAU
Molecule: messenger RNA, 1021 nt
Organism: Suillus discolor
Lineage: Eukaryota; Fungi; Basidiomycota; Agaricomycetes; Boletales; Suillaceae
Exons: 2
Coding region: 162-659 (165 amino acids)
Source: RefSeq, a predicted model, not a curated record